Melanotaenia boesemani (Boeseman's rainbowfish) is the source of this 1915-nucleotide messenger RNA. RefSeq names its product HtrA serine peptidase 4 (gene htra4). NCBI's taxonomy places the organism in Eukaryota, Metazoa, Chordata, Actinopteri, Atheriniformes, Melanotaeniidae. The record is from RefSeq and is a predicted model, not a curated record. Gene Ontology annotation, molecular function: protein binding; serine-type endopeptidase activity. Gene Ontology annotation, cellular component: extracellular region. Bases 40 to 1548 code for a protein of 502 amino acids. The transcript is spliced from 9 exons. Gene Ontology annotation, biological process: programmed cell death; proteolysis; positive regulation of apoptotic process.
CACUGGGUAUAGGAAUAUGCAGGAGGAUCCAGGGUGAGCAUGCUGCUACUGGAACAUCUAACUGUUGGCCAUCAGCCAAACCCGCGGGCCACGAAAACAGCAGCAGAGCGCGUGUGUCGGAGUGUUGGUGGGUACAAGAAGACGGACUGGGUCGUGAUGAAGGUCCUUGCUUACAUCACGCUCCUCACCUCUGCAGUUCAUGCAGGCCUGCUGAGAAAAAGACAAGCUUGUCCGCAUGUGUGCGAUGUUUCUCAAUGUCCUGUCCCUCCGCGCGCCUGCUACUACGGGCAGGUGAAGGAUGCGUGCGGCUGCUGCGUGGUGUGCGCGGCAGGAGAGGGUGGAGUGUGCGGAGAGCGGGGCGGCGGCCUCGUCUCCUGCGGUGACGGGCUGAGGUGCGACCCUGGACCAGAGAAUGUCGGUGGGGCACUCGGCUCCUGCACGUGCGCCUCCUCGGGCCCAGUUUGCGGAAGCGACGGCAGGACGUACCCCAGCAUCUGCCGCCUGAGAGCCGAGAACAGGAGGGCUGAGCUGGGAGAGACCCCCCCUGUCAUUUUGAUCCAGAGGGGGCAGUGUGACUCAGGAGUGCAUCAUCCAGGAAGUGUACGCUACAAGUUCAACUUUAUUGCGGAUGUGGUGGAUAAGAUUGUCCCAGCUGUGGUUCAUCUGGAGCUUUUCCAAAAUGUGCCGUUUUCCAGUGACGAGGUCUUUGUGUCGAGUGGCUCUGGGUUUGUUGUGUCUGAAGAUGGCUGGAUUGUCACCAACGCCCACGUACUCAGCAACAAGCAACGGGUCAAAGUUGAGCUGAAAAAUGGUGCGCAUUACGAUGCUGUGGUCAAGGACGUGGAUGAGAAGAUGGACAUCGCCCUCAUCAAAAUCGAGCCAGAAGGUCCCCUACCUGUACUGCGUCUCGGCCAGUCGUCGGACAUGCGUCCAGGGGAGUUCGUGGUGGCUGUGGGAAGCCCGUUCUCCCUGCAGAACACUGUCACCACUGGUAUUAUCAGCACGGCUCAUCGCAACGGCCUCGAACUGGGCUUCAAAGAUUCUGAUAUGGACUACAUCCAAACUGACGCCAUCAUAAAUUACGGAAACUCCGGCGGACCACUUGUCAACCUGGAUGGAGAUGUUAUAGGCAUAAACACACUUAAAGUGGCACCAGGAAUCUCGUUUGCCAUCCCUGCAGACAAAAUACGUGAGUUUCUAGCUGACUUCUACAACAGACAACUCAACGGAAAUGCAGAACCAAAAAAGAAAUUCUUAGGCAUUCGGAUGCUGCAGCUCACAUCAUCUUUGAUCCGAGAUAUCAAAGAGCGUGUGCACGAGUUUCCAGAUGCAGCUUCAGGAGUUUACAUCUAUCAGGUCAUACCUGGAACAGCAGCAUCCCGAGCUGGAGUCAUAGAUCAUGACAUCAUCAUCAGCAUCAAUGGGCAGCCCAUCUACACCACACAGGACGUGAGCGAGGCUGUCCAGAGUGGCGUUGCACUCUCAGUGGGUGUGAGACGAAAAGAUGGAGACUUUAUGCUAACCAUCAUUCCUGAAGAGAGGGACUGAUUCCACAGAUGUAUGAGCUGGAUUUCCAUCUGCACAUCACUCUGAUUUUAACUUUCUCUUGGCAGAAGAACGUGUAAAUAAUUGGCUGUUUCAACCUUUUCUUGUUGUACAUCUGUUUUGGUCAAUAGAGCUCAAACUGUUGCAGCUUCUUUUAAAACCACCUGUGCUGCAAAUACAUGUAAACAAAUACAGGAUGCACUACAAAUUGCAGAAACAACAAUGAAAGGACAGAAAAGAAGUGACAGAAAAGACAGGAAGUUAAUAUUUUGGUUCUACCACUGAACAUUAGUCCUUAUAUUCAACAUAUCAGUUUAAUUCACAAACUGAAAUGAGCAUGAAAGCGGUUAAAGGAAAUGUUGGGCAUUAA